Molecule: messenger RNA, 309 nt
Organism: Eimeria tenella
Lineage: Eukaryota; Apicomplexa; Conoidasida; Eucoccidiorida; Eimeriidae
Exons: 1
Coding region: 1-309 (102 amino acids)
Source: RefSeq, a predicted model, not a curated record
AUGGGUUGGAACAGCUUUGCAUCAACUACGCAAACGAGAAACAGCAACAGCUGUUCGUCCAGCAGGUCAUCGAGGAAGAAGUUGCCCUGUACAUCCGAGAAGGAAUUGCAAACCCUGCAGUGGCAGCUGGACAAAAGUUCAAGUCCCCUCUGCAAAGUGAACAAUCAGAUUCAAAACUCCAAGAACGCAGUCAUCGAAGCGAUCCGAAUAUCUCCUUCAAGGCGAAUCUCCAGCGCACCCUCCUUUCAAGCCUGCCAGACACCUCUGCGCUGCUUAGAGAAUUGCAAGAAGGAGUAUUUAGACGCUUAG